This is a messenger RNA of Eleginops maclovinus (Patagonian blennie), 7300 nucleotides long. RefSeq names its product inactive phospholipase C-like protein 2. Gene Ontology annotation, biological process: lipid metabolic process; release of sequestered calcium ion into cytosol; phosphatidylinositol-mediated signaling. NCBI's taxonomy places the organism in Eukaryota, Metazoa, Chordata, Actinopteri, Perciformes, Eleginopidae. The coding region runs from base 496 to 3822 and encodes 1108 amino acids. The record is from RefSeq and is a predicted model, not a curated record. Gene Ontology annotation, molecular function: phosphatidylinositol-4,5-bisphosphate phospholipase C activity. The transcript has 7 exons.
AGUUACGAGUCUCUAAGCGACGGUUUAGUUUAUGGAGAUGUAACGUAUUAUGCAAAGUGUCGUUUUUCUUUUUCACUGUUGAGAUUGACUGAUGGGGGAGGGAAUUACUCCGUUUGCGAAACCAGGGUAACAACACAGGGUUGUUUUGAAUGGACUUAUAUUUUGGCUUGGAAAACUAACUUCACAGAGCUAGCUAGCGAGUUAGCUUCCUAGCUCAGCACAUAGACAGCAAACGGCAGUCAGUCUGUUUGCUUAGUUGCUGCAACAACUUAUGAAGACCGUCCAGCCCAUGGAGAAACAAGAGCACAGUGCACGGAGCAAGCCCCUCUGUCUGUAGGAACCUGACAGAUAUGAGCACCGAGAGAUGAUAUGGCAGAAUAAUCGCGUGCAAAUGUUAAAACAGGGCAAUACGCAACGCAGGAAAUUGGAGUAAAGCGAAUCAUAAGGCUUUGCUACCCAGCAGCUUGUGUGCCUGUGUGUGUGCUCGAAGUGCCUAUGGCGGAGUUUGGGGAGGACGGCCGCCUGCCUCCAUUGAAUCUUGAGGAUACGGCCGUGCCCAGCGACGAAGCAGCUGGGAAGACGCAUUGCGAAGUGUCCGUCUUGAAUGGAGAUUGUGGGAUAUCAGAAAAUAUGGUCGGUUCAGGAUCCAUCGUCGCACCUGGCAACCAAGCCGGGGAAACCGCCAACACCUCUGUGGGAUUGGAUGGCAAAUCAGAAAUACCACGCAGGAGCAGCAUUAUCAAGGAUGGCUCAAAACAACGUAAAGAAAGAAAGAAGACUGUAUCAUUCAGCAGCAUGCCCACAGAGAAGAAAAUUAGCAGUGCUAGCGACUGCAUCAACGCAAUGGUGGAUGGCUCUGAGCUAAAGAAAGUGCGUUCCAAUUCCCGCAUCUACCACCGCUACUUUCUCCUUGAUGCUGACAUGCAGUCUUUGAGAUGGGAGCCCUCGAAGAAAGAAUCAGAAAAGGCCAAAAUUGAUGUAAAAUCCAUCAAAGAAGUGCGAACGGGAAAAAAUACAGACACUUUUAGAACUAAUGGAACCUAUGAUCAGAUUUCAGAGGACUGUGCCUUCUCAAUUAUUUUUGGGGAGAACUAUGAGUCACUGGACUUGGUGGCAAACACUGCAGAUGUAGCCAACAUUUGGGUAACAGGGCUGCGGUACCUGAUCUCCUAUGGGAAACACACCUUAAAUAUGAUAGAGAGCAGUCAGAACAACAUGCGCUCAUCUUGGCUCGGUGAACUUUUUGAUGAGGCAGGCAGUAACAACAGCAAACAUAUAACGAUAUGUGCUGCUCUGCAGUUAGUCAAAAAGUUAAGCCCGGGACUUAAAAAUUUGAAAAUAGAACUGAAGUUCAAGGAGCUUCAUAAAGCUAAGGACAAAGCAGGUUCUGAUGUGACAAAAGACGAGUUCAUUGAGGUCUUUCAUGAUCUUUGCACCAGACCAGAAAUUUAUUUUCUCUUUGUUCAGUUCUCUAGUAACAAAGAAUUUCUGGAUACCAAAGACCUAAUGAUAUUUCUGGAGGCUGAGCAGGGUAUGGCACAAGUCAGUGAAGACACCAGCUUAGAGGUAAUUCAGAAAUAUGAACCGUCCAAAGAAGGCCAGCUCAAGGGUUGGCUUUCUCUUGAUGGGUUUACCAACUAUCUUAUGUCUCCAGAGUGCCAUCUAUUUGACCCUGAACAGAAAACAGUGUGCCAAGACAUGAAACAGCCUCUGUCCCACUAUUACAUUAAUGCAUCCCACAACACGUAUCUGAUAGAAGAUCAGUUCAGAGGUCCUUCUGAUGUGACAGGGUACAUCCGUGCCCUCAAGAUGGGCUGCCGCAGUGUAGAGCUGGAUGUGUGGGACGGGCCUGAUAACGAACCUGUUAUUUACACUGGUCACACAAUGACUUCACAGAUCGUUUUUCGCAGUGUCGUUGACGUCAUCAACAAGUAUGCCUUUGUUGCAUCUGAGUUUCCACUGCUACUGUGUUUAGAAAACCAUUGCUCCUUAAAGCAGCAGAGAGUCAUGUUUCAGCACCUAAAGAAGAUUCUUGGUGACAAGAUCCACCUAGACCCUCCAAAACCUGAGGACUGUUACCUUCCCUCUCCAUCAGAACUGAAGGGUAAGAUCCUGCUGAAGGGUAAAAAGUUGAGCACGAACUGCACUGCUUCAGAAGGUGAGGUCACAGAUGAGGACGAGGGUGCAGAGAUGUCUCAAAGAAUAAGCAUAGAGUCUGCAGAACAACAGACUAUUGCACCCAAACAUUUCCAGCUGUCAAAGGACCUCUCUGAUCUGGUGACUUUGUGUAAGUCUGUGGAGUUCAAGGACUUCCCAACAUCUUUCCAGAACCAGAAGCAAUGGGAGCUUUGCUCUUUCAAUGAAGUCUUUGCCAGUCGCUGCGCCAGUGACCUCCCUGGCGACUUUGUUAACUACAACAAGAAGUAUCUUGCACGAGUUUACCCUAGCCCAAUGCGGAUUGACUCCAGCAACAUGAAUCCACAGGAUUUCUGGAAGUGUGGUUGCCAGAUUGUGGCAAUGAACUACCAGACUCCUGGACUGAUGAUGGAUUUAAACAUAGGCUGGUUCCGUCAGAAUGGGAACUGUGGCUAUGUGCUGCGUCCAGCCAUCAUGAGAGAGCAUGUGUCAUAUUUUAGUGCCAACACUAAAGAUUCAGUGCCUGGUGUUUCUCCACAGCUCUUGCACAUCAAGAUCAUCAGUGGACAAAACUUCCCUAAACCCAAAGGCUCAGGUGCCAAAGGAGAUGUAGUGGACCCCUAUGUGUAUGUGGAAAUACACGGCAUUCCUGCUGACUGUGCUGAACAAAGGACUAAAACGGUCAAUCAGAAUGGGGACAACCCUCUGUUUGAUGAAAGCUUUGAGUUUCAGAUAAAUCUCCCUGAGCUCGCAAUGGUGCGCUUUGUGGUGCUAGAUGACGACUAUAUUGGUGAUGAAUUUAUCGGCCAAUACACCAUCCCCUUUGAGUGUCUCCAGCCAGGUUUUCGCCAUGUACCUCUGCAGUCUCUGACAGGGGAGGUUUUGCAACACACCUUGUUGUUUGUUCAUGUGGCCAUAACCAAUCGAAGAGGAGGCGGCAAACCACACAAAAGGGGACUGUCUGUACGAAAGGGCAAGAAGAGUAGAGAGUAUGCCAGCAUGAGAGUGCUAUUGAUCAAGGCUCUGGAUGAUGUCUUCAAAACAGUCAUGCUGCCUCUAAGGGAGGCAACAGAUCUCAGAGAAAACAUGCAGAAUGCCAUUGUGUCCUUUAAAGAGCUGUGUGGCCUUUCAGCGGUGGCUAACCUGAAGCAGUGCAUCUUGGCCCUUUCCCCUCGACUCACUGGAACCGACAACAGCCCCAUUCUGUUGUUCAACCUCGCUGAACAAUACCCCAACUUGGAGCCCCAAGGUCUGCUACCAGAGGUUCUCAAGAAAGUUGUCACUACCUAUGACAUGGUGAUCCAGACCAGCAAGACUCUGCUGGAGAAUUUUGAGGGGCUGUAUGACAGAAUUCUACAAACCCAAAAAGCAGCGAUGGAGUUUCACGAGAACCUCCAUGACUUAGCUGUGAAGGAGGGGCUGAAGGGCAGGAAGCUGCACAAGGCGGUGGAGAGCUUCACCUGGAACAUCACCGUGCUAAAGGGUCAGGCAGACCUCCUGAAGCACGCCCAGAGUGAAGUCCAGGAGAACCUGCGGCAGAUCCACUACUCUGCACUCACCUGUAACCUGAGUAAAGGCGCACCGGCGGGAGGCUCCUCCGGCUCCGAGUCCAAGAGCAGACGCAGCCUGGAGGCCAUUCCUGAGAAGGCCACGGCAGAGCAGGAGCUCACUGAUGGGGAAAGCUAAAGACCCACAAUCCUGUUCUGCUCAGACUUCUACUGUUCCUGCCUCCUGAGCUCCAAACCCAAAGCUCUUGCUCUCUCUGUUAGCAUUCUGCAGCAUCAUCGCUCUACAAACAACAGUGUUUUUUCCACAUUCCAUCUUGUACAUUCCUGUAUCGCAAGCACAGCUGUAACUUCUCAGCCUUGUAAUCAUCAAUAAAAUGCCACAACUGCUCCAGGACAAAAAUCCUUCCCAAGUUCAGAUCACAGAAGGUUUGGACAGGUUUGAAAAAUGACUGUGAUUAUUUCUACGUCUUAAUAUGUGAGGGAGCUGUCCUGAAAGCUGGAAAAGUAUGAAACAUGUGAUGCUGCCUAGCCAUUAAGUGCAAAAGCAUAUAGAUACCAAAAGAUCCAGCAAAAACCCGAUACUGGGGAGAUGUGGAAAGGGACACGUGUAGAAAUGCUGAGGAUGAUCAUAGUGCCAGACAAAUAUCUUAACUCCACCCCAGACUCACCAACUUCUUCAUCUAAAGCCCUGAUUCAUUAGUUUGUUGCGCUCCCGUCAUUUCUCUGUCACUGACUCACAUUUCCUGGGAAGGCGAAUAAACUACCAGCUACGUGACCAUUCAAGACUUUGACCUACUGUUCAGAGACUGCACUUCUACUCAACGGACCAGGGUGUUACCCGAGGAAACAAAAAAAGAAAAGAGCCGUUGGAUAACUAUAAGAGAUUUCUUAAAGCACAAUUUUUUUGGAAAUAUGAAUGUAAAAGGACAAAGGGAGCGAAAGUAGUUAAGGACAAAAGUGGACGCAAACGUUGUGAAUGAGAGUAAAGAGCUGUUUACAAUACUGUCCAUGUUCCUGUCUGCCAAAAUAGUCACAUUUAUGUGUAUAUAUAUAGUUUCCUGUUCCCAUUUGUUUCUGCAGUGCGUCAUUUUAUUAUUGUAUACUUGGAAAUAUAAGAUUUAUUUUAUAAAAGAUAUAUGAAUUUGUCUGUGGAAAAAGAAGACAUUAAUCGGUGUGUACAUAACGAGGGUUGUCACUGAAGAAAAGUGACCUCAGCUUCUUCUGCUAGGUGCAAACAGCGAAGUGUCAUCAACCAGCGACUGCAUGAAGAGGAACCACGACUGGGUGAUGAUAACAUGGACCCGAAAACAGUUUGGACCCUGACACAUUUUCCUACUUCAGCCUUUUAUCGUCUUUAAUUAUUUGGCCUUUAUUUUUCGGCCACGGUCCUCCCAUUUCACAAAACUGAAAGAGUUUGAGAAAAAAUCAACUCAAAUGUUUUGAAGGGGGGGGAAUUAACGAAAGGAUUGCCUGGCUUGCAUCUGCACAAACUGCGCAGCCAAACAAGUAGCUUUUGGGUUGCUCUGGUGCUAUAUGCAUGUGUUCACAGGUAAUAUGCAGACUUUAGCACAAAUCUACAUCUCACAGCUAAAUUAAAAUGACCAUUGUCUUCAGAGACACGGUGGUAGUCACUCCCAGACUUUCCACUAAGUGUUUGUAGCCAAGCUUAAACUCAUUUAUUCUGGGAUGCAUUAACAGGAGGCAAUGACAGCUGUUUUAAUGAAAAAGAAAUGAAUAGAGCUCCCCUAUAUGUCAUCUUUGAAAUUACAUCUAAAAGUUCAAUAAGGUGUAAAUGAUUUCUUCUUUAUUGCCACAAGACUUCUCUGUUGAUUUUAAUUUGGAACUUAAGACACUUGCAGGUGCAAAUAAAAUAAUGUGCAAUAGUGCUAUGAGCAGCUGCAAUACAUAUUUGCCCCUCAGUAUUAUGUCAAAACAUGUACUUUUGGAAGUGUGCAAACUAUAAAAGGUGUGCUCCCAACAUUUAUCAUUUAAAACCCCAAACCAGGAAAUCAGGUUAAAAAACCAACAAAUUCCCUUGAUCACUUGUAAUCAUUAAGAUCAUAAUGGUAAAUGUGUUUUCACAUUUUCAUUUGUCUACAUGGCCACUGAACGGGAGCUACUGUACACACAACUUUAAUUGUGCAUUUAAAAAUGUCAAUCCAGAUGUCUUGCUUCGCUACCUUUCAUCUUGUUGUUAGUGCGGAUCGGAAGUGGUUCCUGUCUGACUUGCAACACUUUAACCCUUUGUGAGAAUGUUAACUCAGGUUUGUUGAAGAUGGUUUAGAAGGAUAUGAACUUCAGAGUAAUAAUAGCUUCAUAUCCAUUCCUUGGGACAAAAUACUAUCUGACACACCCUGUGAGCCACAUUAAUGCUAACUAAACGUCUGCAUCAGUUCCUCAGUAUGAAGGGAGAGUUAAGGGUUUACUUAAAUGUUGCUUCAUUAGUGCUCUUGCUUGCUAUUUAUUAAACAGUCCAGAAGUCUGUCUUUUAUUUCAAAUCUCAAGAAAAUGAUGCCUACUAAAAGGUAUACAUUUCUUCUGACAAAGAAAAAACGUGCUACCAUCAGAUUGUAAUUCUUAUUGGUUGUGCAGCUAGUUAAUCAUUUUACUGAAAAGGUGUUUCCAAUAUUUGGUCCACGUACAUAUCAAUGAAGGCAGGCAAAAUAUUAGAAUCUUCACUUAUAAGCCCUAAAAAAUGUCAUGGACAACAAACUAUGUCCUCCAAAAUAUUCAUAAAUUUAAUUCAACAUAUUUCUGAAACAGUUUGGAGAAAUACUUCAAACCAUAAUCUUCUUGGAGGAUUUAUUGUAGGGCUGUUGUAUAAGAAUAUAUUAUUUCUAGACAGAUGUUCCUAAUAAACUGGGAACUGAAGGUAUGUGGUUUUGCAAAACCAGGACAAAGAGAUAGGGAAUAAUAUGAGGGCCAUUUUUGCAGCUUUAAAUUAAAGUGACUUUCUGUAAAAUAAUGUAAAGCCUGUGUUUGUACGUAGUAUGUAUUUAAUUGAAAACUAAUCCAAAUGGCAUUUUGUUAUUGACAGAUGUGCACUGUAGCUGCCUGAACUAGUGAUACGUAGGUGGUUAGAUUAGGUUGUUUGUAAUAAUGCAUUCGAAGUUUAAUUUGUUGCAAUAUAAAAACAUCCGCCCUAAGCUUUAACACUUAACACAAUAACAUGCUAGUAAAUACUCAGUUUAAAGCCUACUUUAAGUCUAGCAUUAAAACGUAAUUUUUUAGGAUAACUUGAGUCCAAGUGUUGCCUUAAAUAUUUCCAUAGAUAUUGGUGGGCGUGUGCUUAACAUGACUGAAGUCAACAUAUUGAUCACCAGCAAGAAAUCAACAACCUGAGUUCACUUUUGAAUAUCCAAAAGGACAAUAAUAAUCAGCAUUAUGACUGUUAAAUGAAACCCAACCAUAUUUUAUACUUCUUAUUUUGCCCCUUAGUGCUCACAAUGCUUUUUGGUUUUAAUCCGUCCCCACCUACAGGUCACAUGACCACUGAGAAGGCGACAAAUGUUAUCUCUGACUGUCCGUGCUGUGCCACUCAACUUAUUUCUACUUGUUGAUGAGAGGAUCAAAGCAUUUCAACUGUAAUCCAGUCUCACAUCUUCAUCCAUAAAGUCUGAAAAAUAGAACCUUCGAAAUAAACAAUGUUGGAUAGA